Molecule: messenger RNA, 930 nt
Organism: Schistosoma intercalatum
Lineage: Eukaryota; Metazoa; Platyhelminthes; Trematoda; Strigeidida; Schistosomatidae
Source: the annotation of a GenBank genome assembly
AUGUGGUCAAACUAUGGACAUGGAACUCAAUCAAGUACUCGGACAUGUACUAACCCAGCUCCAAAAUAUGGAGGUACUUAUUGUACGGAAGAAAAUACUGAAAUUCAUCCAUGUUCGGUAAAAUUCUGUCCUAGUGAUGGUGAAUGGGGUGGUUGGACACAGCCUGUUUGUACAGGUGUAGGUUUAUGUCUGAGACGAAGACUUUGUGAUAGUCCACUCCCAAACAAUGGUGGCAGGUCAUGUGUUUGUGAAGCUGUUGAAGAUGUGAUGUGUGAAGAUAAGUGUCAAGAUAAUCUACGUAGUGUUAACAAAGGACUGUCAACUGGAACUAUUCGAGGCCAACUGAAUAAUCAGAACAUUGGAACCAUUCAUCUUAAUGCUAAUCUGUCCACUUCUGCUUCAAAUCUUUCUACUAAUUACGAAUUCCAUUUAAGUGAUAUACCAAUAGAAGGUAGUCAAUGUUCACAAGCUUUAACUGAAAUUUUUCUUCCUGGCACUGGGUAUGCAGCAAAAGAGGUAUCUGGUGCGUCUAGUGGUCAUACAAUUAUGGAUACAUUGAACGGAAUCACAUGGGAAUCAGUUGGUCAGUUUGCUGAUGGCAGUACAAUGCAAAUGAGCCAAAGUGUAUUACGAUCAAAUGAUUCAGUUGUGUCAACUUCAAAUAAAUCCAUUGUUCAUCUGACAACGGAUAUUUAUUUAUCUGGAUCUUGUACAUCGUCUUUAAUUGAUCCUAAGACAACUUCAAGUCCUGAAGUUGAACUACAUGAUUUUCAUGAAAACCUGGUACAAUUAAGCCCUCAAAAAGGCAUCCUGCAUAGUCAUUCGUCCAGAGCAUUCACGGUUUAUAAUUUAGAGAGAGCAAAAUCACAAAUGGAACCUUAUUCAUGGAUUUCUACGACCCAGAUUGUUCUCAAGAGAAGACACACUUAA